Messenger RNA from Salvia miltiorrhiza (redroot sage), 2162 nucleotides. Its product is annotated as UTP--glucose-1-phosphate uridylyltransferase. The coding region runs from base 322 to 1749 and encodes 475 amino acids. Gene Ontology annotation, biological process: glycogen metabolic process; UDP-alpha-D-glucose metabolic process. The transcript has 21 exons. Gene Ontology annotation, molecular function: UTP:glucose-1-phosphate uridylyltransferase activity. The record is from RefSeq and is a predicted model, not a curated record. Lineage: Eukaryota; Viridiplantae; Streptophyta; Magnoliopsida; Lamiales; Lamiaceae. Gene Ontology annotation, cellular component: cytoplasm.
UGUAUUUUGAUAAAUGGUGACCACCUAUUCGAAGUCAUAUUCGGCUGGAUAUUCUCUCUGUGCCUUUUACUCAUUCUGUGGGCACCAAAAAUUGGAAAAAGCGGAAGAAAAGAUUAUUAGAAGAAAGAACAGAACCACGUGUCACUAGAUUCCCUAAAAUUACUCCACAGCCCCUCCUCUCAUUCAUAAAACCACCUACACCCCCAUUUUUAAUCAUCUUCCUUCGCUUUGCCUUCACUUGCCUUUCUGAUUUCCUCCUCCACCAACUUCUCUCUCCGCAGAUCUUCUCCUCAUAGAUUGAGUGAUCGUUAAUUCGAGAACAUGGCUGCUGCUACUCUCAACGCUGCCGAUGCCGAGAAGAUCAACAAGCUCAAAUCUGAUGUUGCCUCUCUCAGUCAGAUCAGUGAAAACGAGAAAUCUGGAUUCAUCAAUCUGGUAGCUCGCUAUCUCAGUGGCGAAGCUCAACAUGUUGAGUGGAGUAAGAUCCAGACACCAACUGAUGAGGUGGUGGUGCCUUAUGAUACCUUAGCCCCUGUGCCCGAAGAUGCUACUGAGACCAAAAAACUUCUGGACAAACUUGUGGUGUUAAAGCUCAAUGGAGGCUUGGGAACUACAAUGGGGUGCACUGGUCCAAAGUCUGUUAUUGAAGUUCGUAAUGGCUUGACAUUUCUUGAUCUAAUUGUCAUCCAAAUUGAGAGCCUCAAUAAGAAAUAUGGAUGCAAUGUACCCCUGCUUUUAAUGAACUCAUUCAACACUCAUGAUGAUACAUCAAAGAUUGUUGAAAAGUAUGCCAAGUCCAACAUUGAGAUUCAUACAUUUAACCAGAGCCAAUACCCUCGCCUGGUGGUUGAAGAUUUCAAGCCACUUCCCUCCAAAGGAAACACUGGAAAGGAUGCAUGGUACCCUCCUGGCCAUGGUGAUGUCUUUCCUUCUUUGAAGAAUAGCGGGAAGCUUGAUGCAUUGCUAUCAAAGGGCAAAGAAUACGUCUUUGUUGCCAAUUCAGAUAACUUGGGAGCUAUUGUUGAUCUGAAAAUUCUCAAACAUUUGAUCAAUAAUAAGAAUGAAUACUGCAUGGAGGUCACACCUAAAACACUGGCUGAUGUGAAAGGUGGUACUUUAAUCUCUUAUGAAGGGAAAGUACAGCUUCUGGAAAUAGCUCAAGUCCCUGAUGAACAUGUCAAUGAAUUCAAGUCAAUAGAGAAGUUCAAAAUUUUCAACACAAACAACUUGUGGAUUAACUUGGAGGCUAUCAACAGACUUGUUCAAGCAGAUUCAUUGAAGAUGGAAAUUAUUCCCAACCCUAAGGAGGUGGAUGGGAUCAAAGUUCUUCAACUUGAGACUGCUGCGGGUGCUGCAAUAAGGUUCUUUGAUCAUGCUAUUGGAAUCAACGUGCCUCGUUCUCGGUUCCUGCCUGUAAAGGCAACUUCAGAUUUGCUUCUGGUCCAAUCUGAUCUGUAUACCUUGAAUGAUGGCUUUGUUACUCGGAACCCAGGAAGGGCCAAUCCAGCUAACCCAUCUAUUGAUUUGGGACCUGAAUUCAAGAAGGUUAGUAAUUUCUUGGGUCGGUUCAAGUCUAUCCCCAGCAUCAUUGAGCUGGAUAGCUUAAAGGUGACGGGCGACGUUUGGUUUGGAGCUGGUGUUACUUUGAAGGGGAAAGUGACUAUUACUGCCAAGUCUGGCGCGAAGAUAGAAAUUCCUGAUGGAAAGGUGAUCGAAAACAAGGAAAUCAAUGGACCUGGAGAUAUCUAAAGAAGACAUAUGAUAAGAGCUCUCUUCAAGGAAGAGGCGAGUUCUCGGAUACAACGAGAUGUUUUUGUUUGUAUUAUGUAUAAAAAUGGAUAACUGGAAAAUAAGUGGGAUUUCCUUUUUCAUAAAUUUGUGCUACAUAAUAUUAGCCUCGAGAUGUAAAAGGUUUCCUGAGCUCCUUUUACCAUGGAGUAGGUUGCAAUGGAGUAAUAUAAUCUUCUCGUCUUUUUAAAAGUGAUUGCGGAGUUUUGUUUGUAUUGCUUUUGCUUGCAAUGCAGCGGCUAUAGAAUGGCUGUUCUGUUGGGAUGUUAUAGAAGAACAAAACUGCACUUUGUCUGUAUGUCCGUGUACCUUUGCUUUGUCGAAGUGUUUGAAUAAUUGAGUUAAAGAGAUAUCCCCUCUGUUCACGAAUUAAA